Molecule: messenger RNA, 891 nt
Organism: Letharia columbiana
Lineage: Eukaryota; Fungi; Ascomycota; Lecanoromycetes; Lecanorales; Parmeliaceae
Exons: 3
Coding region: 1-891 (296 amino acids)
Biological process (GO): regulation of DNA-templated transcription
Cellular component (GO): nucleus
Molecular function (GO): DNA-binding transcription factor activity, RNA polymerase II-specific; RNA polymerase II cis-regulatory region sequence-specific DNA binding
Source: RefSeq, a predicted model, not a curated record
AUGAAAACAGAGAGAAACGAUCAUAAGAAGAAGAAGAAGACAUCUGCUGACCACAAACAUUUGCCCGGUCGAUCCAAGAGAGCCUGUCAGGAACAAUUGCUGAAAUUGCUCAAGCACGGAGAGCAAAACCCCUAUCCUCUACUGGAAGAUGAUCCCGCGGAAUUCCGGGCUCUGAAGAAUAUGAAGAGAUGGAAGGAUUGGGAAGAUCAAAUCAUCAUCAGUAACUACAACGCGGGCAAGAGUUGGGGAGAAAUCAGCGAGCUACUGCUUUCCCGCACAGAAAAGGCGACAUUAGCGCGGUGGAAACAACUUCCGAAAUUCAAAUCCCCAAACCCACCGGAAAGUAAAUGGAGUCGAUGUGAAGAUCAGCUCCUGGGGUCUCUUCGCACCGCAGGAAAAGACUGGGCGGAAAUCGCUCAGCAGAUUCCAAACCACUCACGAUACGGUUGUAAGCAACGUUGGACCCAAGAUCUGCAUUAUCACUCGUCAAAGAAAUGGACGAAGCAAGAGAAGGAGACACUCAUGUCUCUGGUCAAGACGGUUGGGUAUCGUUGGUACGAAAUCGCCAAGUUCAUUCCUGGUCGAACGGGGGUUGCCUGCCGAUGUUGUUACGUGCGGUAUUGGGGUGAAGAAGACGGGGAAGGUGGGCCAUCGCCGGAGGAUUGGAUAGAUAUUUGGGACAACCCUCCGGAUCCUGAGGAGACCGAUGGGGAGACCGAGAUUGACUCUAUGGAACUGGAGUCCACUGCUCAUGAUGCGAAUCAAGACAUGGACUUUGAUGUCGGAGAGUCUGCCUCAGCUCCAGUCAACCCCGCGCCCACAGCCGAGAAAGAUCAGUAUAAGAGUUUCAAUGCAAAGAAGAAGCAAGCGAUCUAUGUCCCAGAGAUAUGA